UAUUUUCUGAUUUUUUUUUUCAUUUUAGAUGUUUUAACUUUUGAUCUGCUGUUCAAGAUAUUUCAAAGUUCUGAAUACUCAUUCUAGAACCUAGUGAAUGAAUGGCGACUGUGGAUGAUUUAAAAUUUCAAGAAUUUGAUGAUGCAGCUAAUUUGCUGGCAGGAAAACCAGAUGCCACUACAAUAAGUAUUGAUGAGGCUAGUGAAAAUGCCAAGAAUCAGUAUGGCCUUCUGCAAGACUCUGGGAGAGAGGAGGAUGAUGAGUUAUUGGGAACAGACUCAGACAAAACUGAGUUACUUGCAGGACAGAAGAAAAGUGCCCCCUUCUGGACAUUUGAAUACUACCAGACUUUCUUUGAUGUGGAUACAUACCAGGUCCUAGACAGAAUAAAAGGCUCAGUUUUCCCAAUACCAGGGAGAAACUUUGUAAGACUAUAUAUCCGCAGUAAUCCAGAUCUUUAUGGUCCCUUUUGGAUAUGUGCCACAUUAGUCUUUGCCAUUGCUAUUAGUGGUAAUCUUUCGAAUUUCUUCAUCCAUCUGGGUAAAUCUUCAUACCAGUAUGUGCCUGAGUUCAGAAAAGUGUCCAUAGCUGCAACAGCCAUCUACGCUUAUGCUUGGCUGGUUCCUCUGGCUCUCUGGGGAUUCCUUAUGUGGAGAAAUAGCAAAGUUAUGAACAUAGUCUCCUACUCGUUUCUUGAGAUAGUGUGCGUCUAUGGCUACUCACUCUUCAUUUAUAUUCCAACAGCAAUUUUGUGGAUUAUUCCACAAAAAAUUGUACGCUGGAUCUUGCUAAUGUUCGCUCUCUGCCUUUCGGGCUCUGUUUUAGUAAUGACAUUUUGGCCUGCUGUUAGAGAUGAUAACCGUAGGAUUGCACUGGCUACUGUGGUGACCGUUGUGUUUCUUCACGCCCUGCUUGCUAUUGGUUGUUUGGCAUACUUUUUUGAUGCUCCUGACCUUGAUGUUCUUACACCUACUGUAGCUGCUCAAAAUGGAACAAUAACAACAAAGACUCAGUAAAUAAGGUAAUAAUGCUGCCCACAUCUUGUUUACAAUGUCACCUGAAAGUGAGAACAUGUGUUUGCAUGGCACAAGAUAUUUAUAUACCAGAUGUGCUAAAGAUUUUCAUGUCCCUUCAUGUCUCAGCCACCUUUCCAGAGGACAUGCGUACAUGCUGAUGAUGACUUCGGCUGGAUAACUGUCUAAAGUAGUGUGGACCAACAUAUGUUCACUUUCAUCAUCUGAAUCAUAUGCCACCAGCAGAAGGUUGACUUUUCUUUUUUGGUGGUUUGGGUUCUGUUUCCACAUCAGUGUGUUGCUCUUUUAAGACUUACGAAAGCAUUCUCCAGGCCUCCUCCCUUUUAGAUUUUGGAAGGCACUUCAGAUUCUUAAACUUUGGCAUCUUCCUUGUGUUUAGUCAAAUUGGCAGUGAAAGUAUUUUUAAACCAAACGUGCUGGGUCAUCAUCCAAGACAGCUGUAACAUGAAAUAUAUGGCAGAAUGCAGGUAAAACAGAGCCAGAGACAUACUAUUGUUCCCCAAGGAGUUCAGUCAAAUGUAAUUAAAAAAAAAAAAAUUAAACAAGCAUCAGCGUGGAAGCAUGUCAUCUCGAAUGGUGGCUGAAGCAUGAAAGGGAAUACAAAUGUUUAGCAUAUCUGACACGUAUAUAGCUUGCAAUGCUGGCUACAAAAAUUCAUGUUAAAGUUUUGUUUUCGCUUUCAAGUGAUGUUGUAAAUAAGAAGCCAGCAGCAUUAUCUCCCGUAAACAUAAACAAACUUGUUUGUCUUAGCAAUUGGCUGAACAAGAAGUAGGACUGAGUGGACUUGUAGGCUCUAUAAUUUUGCAUUGUUUUUGAGGGUAGUUAUGUAUCAAAAAUUCGACAUAUGUAACUUGCACUUUUACAAUAAAGAGAUUGAGUUAUGGUA
Messenger RNA from Pelodiscus sinensis (Chinese soft-shelled turtle), 1920 nucleotides. Lineage: Eukaryota; Metazoa; Chordata; Testudines; Trionychidae. The record is from RefSeq and is a predicted model, not a curated record.